UCUGGUUACCGCGAGACUGUGACGAGAACUAAAAAAACGGCAACAUGGCGGCUUUAGACAAAGACAUGAUCGAGAAGGAAAUAAAAGAAGAAAAACAAGAUUCGGUUUUGAUGGACCCGAGUCAGUUAAACGCCAGAAUUAAAGAGGACGAGGGCCACAAGUUUACCAACCAGGAUCCGUACAGGCACGAGGUAAAGGAGGAGAAGUUAGACCCGGAAUUUGUAGACGAGCAAGACUGGAGCUGUGGUGUGAAGCAGGAGAACCAGGACUCGGAUGUUAUGAACUAUGACCAGAUCAUCAUCAAGAGCGACAUUAAAGAGGAAACCCAAGAUCCGGAUAUCAGCGACCAGAACCACAUCAAGAGCGACAUUAAAGAGGAAACACAAGAUCCGGAUAUCAGCGACCAGAACCACAUCAAUAGCGACAUUAAAGAGGAAACCCAAGAUCCGGAUAUCAGCGACCAGAACCCCGUCAAGAGCGACAUUAAAGAGGAAACCCAAGAUCCCGAUAUUAGCGACAAGAACUACGUCAAGUGCGACAUAAAAGAGGAAACCCAAGAUCCGGAUAUCAGCGACCAGAACCCCAUCAAGAGCGACAUUAAAGAGGAAUCCCAAGAUCCCGAUAUUAGCGACAAGAACUACGUCAAGUGCGACAUAAAAGAGGAAACCCAAGAUCUGAAUAUUAGCGACCACAACUACCACAGUGGCGGAAUAAAUGAGCAGAGCUGGAACGAGGAUCAUCGGAGCUACGACCCCACUGGACCCCAAGACAAACAGAAACACAGAGGAAGAAGGGCUUCAAGGCUGUAUCUUUAUCGGCAACAUGACCAAGCCUUCACCAGACCAUCAAAGUUAAAAAAUCAUCAGAAGGUUAAUUCUGGAGAGAAACCAUACAGCUGUGACAAGUGUGGCAAUACCUUCACUGCAAGAAGUAGCCUAAAGACCCAUCAGCUAAUUCAUAUAGAAGAAAGGCCGUGCACCUGCACCGAAUAUGGAGAAGCCUUUCACCAGCCAAAGCAUUUCAAAAUUCACUGUCCUGUUCACACUGGAGAGAAACGUCACUCAUGUGAACAAUGUCGAAAAGUAUUUUCUAGCAGGAGUUUUUUACUGAGACACCAAUAUGUUCACACGAGAAGAGGAGAGAAACCUUACUCAUGUGAACAGUGUGGGAAGGCAUUCGCUUGGAUCAGUAGUUUGCGGCAACAUCAUCAUGUUCACACCGGAGAGAAACCUCACUGGUGUGAACAGUGUGGAAAAGCAUUUUCUAGCAGAAAAAGUUUACUGAGACACAAAUAUAUUCACACAAGAGAGAAACCUCACUCAUGUGAACACUGUGGAAAAGCAUUUUCAAGCAGGAGUCUUUUCCUGAGACACCAACGUGUUCAUACUGGAGAGAAACGUCACUCAUGUGAACAGUGUGGAAAAGCAUUUUCUAGCCCGAGUUUUUUACAAAGACACAAAUAUGUUCACACUGAACAGAAACCUUACUCAUGUGAACAGUGUGGAAAAUCGUUCUCUCAGAUGAGUAACUUGCAGGCACAUCAACGUGUUCACACUGGAGAGAAAUCUCACUGGUGUGAACAGUGUGGAAAAGGGUUUUCUGAUGUCCGUUAUUUGCGAAAACAUCAAUAUGUUCACACUGGAGAGAAACCUCACUCAUGUGAACAUUGCGGAGAAGCGUUCUCUCAACGCAGUACUUUACGGACACACCAACAGAUUCACACAGGAGAGAAACCCCACACAUGUGCACAGUGUGGAAAAUCGUUCCGUGGGCUAAAUGGAUUAUUGAUACACCAACGUGUUCACACUAGAAAGAAGCCUCACUCAUGUGAACAGUGUGGAAAAGCUUUUUAUCACAGGGGUAACUUGCUCUCACAUCAACUUGUUCACACUGGAGAGAAACCUUACUCAUGUGAACAGUGUGGGAAAGCCUUCUCUCAGCUCAACAGUUUACAGACACACAAACGUAUUCACAUUGAAGAGAAACCCCACACAUGUGCACAGUGUGGAAAAGCGUUCUCUUUGAUCAGUCAGUUAUUGAGACACCAAUAUGUUCACACUGGAGAGAAGCCUUACUCAUGUGAACAGUGUGGAAAAGCUUUCUGUCACAGGGGUAACUUGCUCUCACACAAACGUGUUCACACUGGAGAGAAACCUUACUCAUGUGAACAAUGUGGAAAAGCGUUCUGUUACCUCAUUGCUUUACGGGCACACCAAUGUAUUAAUACUGAAGUGAAACUUCAGUCAUGUCAACAGUGUGGAAGAGAAUUUCUUACCAGGAGAGGUUUACUGAGACACAAAUGUGUUUACACUGGAGAGAAGCGUUUCUGAUAUGAACUUUGGAAAAGCGUUCUCUCAAUUAGGUAACUUCAUUUGACUUGUUGGUCAGCAGAAGUAUAGUAAUAUUCUACUCUCACAUGUCAAUGAAUCCAAGGAAACUAAUACCAAUGAUGAUGAUGUCAGUAUCAAACCCGAGCAGGAGAAACAAAAACGUUACACAAGAAGAAAGUUGAAAGUGAGGGGAAGUCUCAAAACAAGCAGUCAGAUCCAUAAACUGCUGUCAGUUCAGAUCCAUAAACAUUAUGUUUGUGUUAUGAUAACAGGUAACUUACACUACAAUGUGUUAGAUUGUUAAUAUCAAGGCCAAGGCAAUUUAUUGGGAUUGUUAAUUCUGUAUGUUCUUAUUGUUUGGUGCUAAAUAGUGAUAAAACAAUUUAUCAUGUGAUAAUACUUCAAAUGUUGCAAAUGUUGUUCAUUAAAAGGUUCCCUUUUAAUGAAGUUUUGAGUUUGCAUAAUUUUUAUGGACAGAAUUUCUAGGCGCAGCCAGGGGCCGGAGGGGGUCUGGUUUGGGGACCACAGGAUAGCAUCUCUGCUUUUUGCAGAUGAUGUUGUCCUGUUGGCUUCAUCAGGCCAGGACCUCCAGCGUGCGCUGGUGCGGUUUGCAGCUGAGUGUGAAGCGGCUGGGAUGAGAAUCAGUUCCUCCAAAUCUGAGGCCAUGGUUCUCGACCGGAAAAAGGUGGUUUGCUCUCUCCAGGUUGGAGAAGAGUUCCUGCCUCAAGUGGAGGAGUUUAAGUAUCUUGGGGUCUUGUUCAUGAGUGAGGGAAGGAAGGAGCGUGAGUUU
This is a messenger RNA of Betta splendens (Siamese fighting fish), 3120 nucleotides long. Its product is annotated as zinc finger protein OZF-like. The coding region runs from base 45 to 2330 and encodes 761 amino acids. Gene Ontology annotation, cellular component: nucleus. The transcript is spliced from 2 exons. NCBI's taxonomy places the organism in Eukaryota, Metazoa, Chordata, Actinopteri, Anabantiformes, Osphronemidae. Gene Ontology annotation, molecular function: DNA-binding transcription activator activity, RNA polymerase II-specific; RNA polymerase II cis-regulatory region sequence-specific DNA binding. Gene Ontology annotation, biological process: regulation of transcription by RNA polymerase II. The record is from RefSeq and is a predicted model, not a curated record.